UUUUCAGGUGCCUUCAUGAAGAUAGGAUGAGCGUGAGCGAGGUGGAGAGGCAGUGCACGCCACGUCUCGCCGAUUAUUUUGUCGAACUGCAGCUUGAUGAAACGCAAAUUAGGCAUGGAAGCAGCGUAGGUAUGGUUACACGACGUCUACCAUCAAAUGAAUGGCCAGAUGUCCCUUUUCCAAAUAGUAUCUCAAUGUUCUGCGUCCCUCAUGGCUGGAGCUUGGCUCACAAGCAACUCGAUCCAACGUUUUUUGUGUGUACGUUGACCGAUCUUAUGGGCGCACAUCAGUAUGCUUGUUGCUUGCAGGUUUAUGAACCUUGCGUGGGCAGCCCAGAUGAGGACUGCGAGGACAUCUAUCAUCCCUCAAGUGCUACGUUUAGGCCGCGAGUUUACGUUAUUCUCUCUCGCUAUCCUUAUUUCGAUCUGUUUCGAGCUUGCCUUCAUCGUAUCUAUCUGGCCAUUCAAAAUGAUGUAUCGAUGGCGGAGGUGAUGAUCGCAACAAUCGUUAGCAAAAUUCUGUUAAUAGGAAGAACGCCAAUCAGCUUCUCAAUGGGUGGAGAGCGGGUUUCGGUUCAGCCCAUUCUCCAACGGCGGGUACCGUUGACGGGCGAUCGAGUGGCACGUUUUGCUAGAUGUUUAGGUUCAAUUCAUAACUUAUUGACGGUAGUUCGAGCCGUGUUGUGUGAUGCGAAAAUUAUCCUGCAUAGUUCAUCACAACAACGUCUUUCGGACUCCGCCUAUGCUAUCAAAUCUAUAAUUUUCCCUUUCGAAUACACGUAUACCUUUGUGACAGCACUGCCAGAAUUGUUACUGGAGUACCUUGAGAGCCCUACGCCUUAUCUCAUGGGUGUAUUAUCUCAAGUCCGGGAAAAACUGCCAAAUGUUGAUGCAGUUGUGGUGGAUCUCGAUACUGGUGAAGUACGCCUUCCCGUCAAUAACCAGUUAGCUGAACUUCCUUCUCCGUUCCGUGAACGUUUGAUCACUAGGCUCCAGAGGGUUCUUAGUCCAGAGCUAUCGACUGCUGACUUCGCCAUACCCGCUGCGCUGCCGCCGCCGCUAGAACCGCAUUUGUUGGAUAAAGAAAUACGAGCCUGUUUUGUAUUGUUCUUUUCCGAACUUUUGUAUGGCUAUCGCGCCUGUCUGGAACUGGUUCGUCUUCACCGUCAUCCGCUCAUUGUCUUUCAUAAAGCUGCAUUUAUGGGUAUGAGACACCUUACGUCUCCCCUUCUUCACGAUCUCAUCGAAGGACAGAUGUUCCAGCUUUUUGUUGCUACUCGAGGCUUACCAUUUAGAGAAUGCGACAUUUUUGAUGACAUAGUAUGCACUGCAACUAUUGAAGGAGACGACCUCGAUAAUUCUGACGAAAAACAGCGGUUGUCAAAAAUUAGCUCGUCAUUGUUUGUGAAUGAGAAGCAGGAGAGUAUCAUGACCACAACUCCUACACUCGCGAAAAGAGCCUCUCUAGCUCUGUCCAAUGGAGUUCACUUCAGUCAUGAUGAAGCCACUCUUCGACCACUGAGUAAUGACAAAGUGAAUGCUCUCAUCGAGAAGAACCGCUUGCUUUGGAGUCUAGAUGAUCCUGGUCGGCUACAACCGAAAGAAGUGCCGGUCCCCGAGAAGCUAAAUUUGUACGAGGAACACAUUGGAGCAAACAGUCGUCGUCUUUUGGUGCUCAGUGCAUGCAUCGAUGCUAUAUUCGAUAAUCGAAUGUCGGAAGCGAGAAAGAUGAUGUGCGCUGUGGAACUCUCUCUGAGGGUCGUUGCUGCUCGCGUCGCUCUCUGCCGUCACUUGGCCAGUGCUGCCGUACCGGUGACAAGAGCAAUGUUGCAGCCUGCACAAUUCGAACUGGUUGUUCGGCUUCUGAACUGCGCGUUGGAGCACGAGUCUGAUGAUGACGAGCAUGGAAUCGCCUACGCUUGCUUGCACUUAGGAAAUAUGUAUUGUAGGAGGCUCUCGCAAGGUGUGCAACAAUAUGCUUACACCUGUAUACAAGACCAUUCUGUAUGGAGCAAUCAACGCUUUUGGGAGACUGCGUUCUUCCACGACGUUCAUGAGUUGAUGCGUAGGCACUAUGGGAAAAUACACGAUAGUGGCAUGCCAUUGUCUGGAAAGAGUCCAUACGACAUGUGGAAUUUGCUGGAAGAACCAACGGCUAUGGCUGUAUCAGCUGCUCGCCUCAGCAAUCUUUCUGAAUACAGCGAAGAAGAGUUAAAGAAGUGUAGUGAAGAGGAGGAAUCCAUUGUGUAUGGACAAGCAAAACAUUACGUAAAUCUCAUGAUCUACUUACGAGUCCCGCUUGACGCUUCACGUCUUCGGAGAAUUGAUAAAAACGAUCUCGAACUACGCGGUACUUCCCGAGCCCUACGAGACACCGACUCAUACUCUUGCUCCGACGGAGAAUCUGGUUUCAUCGAAAAUGUCAACGAUGGGGAUCUAGGCAACGUGGUAGUCACAUGGAUCUCCCGCGUGAUAGAUCGCAUCUGCUCAGCUGCCGGAUUGGAUCCUCGUCUAACAGAGCAGCUCACUCAGGUUAUCCCGGGAUUCGUUGCUGUGCACAUAGAUAAUCUGGAACAAGUUCAUGCUGAAAGUAGAAAACUUGCUCCUCCACCUAAGUCUAAAUUACUUACACCUGUACUACUUACACCAUGUGAGCGCAUCAUUGUUGGAGGUUUGCGGUGCGUACUUCUUCCAGAAGGACGCCCUGCUAAUACAGAAAAUCCCGAUAACAAUGUGAAUCUCCUUCCUGCUGAGGGAGCAUUGUUCCUUACGAACUACCGUAUCAUUUUCAAAGGACGGCCAACAAAUCCUUUCCUCACCGAUAUGGUGGUAGUUCGAUCAGUUCCUGUGAUGACUUUAACCAAGGAGAAGUCUAUCGGUGAUCAAAGCCUUCAGGCUGCUGGGCAAUUGCAUGGAAUUUCGUCAAAGAUUGCCAGCGGUCUGCAUGAUGGACUUCAAAUGCGAACUGCAUGCUUCCAACUGCUCAAGGUCGCCUUUGAUGAGGAGGUUACUGGCGAUGAAGUGGAAGCAUUCACAAAGUCACUGUCAAGCCAGAGGUGGCCAAGCGUCCUACCUCAUACUCUUUUUGCAUAUAACACUGUCAGUCAUCUCCUCACUUCCACGUUACCGAGUGGUCCAAAAAGCAAAUACAGUACCAUUAGAGAACUGAAGAAAACGAUUGCACGAUUUCCGAAAAAUACUAUGACACGUCGCCGCGUGGAUUCUGUCAACAAGUGGCCGCCAUCACCUCUUGCCACCCCUGCUCUCAGAUCUUCUUCGCAGUCUAGCAAGAACGAUACCCUUGCAAAUAAUAGCGAUUAUCUCGACCUUUCCGAUAUACCUGAGAUCAUAAACCCGCUAAGUGCUCCUGAUAUGCAUCGACACCACCUUUGUGACUACGAACGGCUACGACUCCGCGGCAUAGACUCAAUUUUCAGGAUAUCAUACGCCAAUGCUCAUUAUGAUAUAGUGAAAACGUAUCCAUACGCAUUUGUUGUGCCAUCGUCCGUUGGCGAUGACGCUUUCCUGAAAAUUGCUAAGGGAUUCAAGCACGGUCGUUUUCCCGUUAUUACGUGGACAAAUGAAAAUGGUGCACUAUUAAUUCGUGGAAGUGGUCUGACACAAAGUAAUGUUGUACAAAAGUUCAAAAAGGCUAACAUUCUCCAUGGAAGCGAAUCAGUAUCAACUCUUGGCGGUAGUCGAAUGACUCUGGUUUCAAAAGACAGUGGAGAAGCUGGUCCGCUACACAGUGUGGAGUACCAGGAACACUACUUGGCUCGACUGGCGCACGUAUCGCCUUCUGGCAACGGAGAUUUAGGUGGUACAACUGGAAGUUUGGCUAGCUUGAUCUCUCUUGAUAGUCUUCUUACGGCUGAUGGUAUGUCAUCAGUAGCCACUGGAACUCCUGAUGCUCGUCGGCGUAACCAAGGAUCGGAUCUGGCGAAGCACUAUGCGACUUCCAUCCGCAGCAGUGGUGGUAAACCAGGAUCUAGAGCUUCCAUGAUCAAUUCGAAUGUUCCUUGGACGAUUGCGUCAUCGUACAGUGAGCGCCAGUCACAGAAGACGCUACAGUAUGCGAUAGGAAGCUUGACGCGGAAAAAUCUGUACAUCUUAGUGGAGAAGGGACACUCAAAGAUUUUCCGCGGCGACAAAAAUGUCGAGUUCAUUCCCAUCAGCUUUCCUACUACGCAUCAAAUGAAGGUAUCCUUCAAAAAGCUCCUCAGAGUUAUGCGACCUAGCGUUCCAUUCAUGGACUCGUCGUCAUCCACAUUCUACCGAUCUUUAGAGGAGUCGGAAUGGUUGCAGCUGAUAUCAAGUCUUUUAUCACUUUCCACUUCUAUCGCUAGUAUUGUGAAUAUGCAGAACUCAUCGGUAGCAUUGUGUAUUGAAGAAGGUUGGGACACUACCUGUCAGUUAGUUUCGCUUGCUGAACUUAUGCUGGAUCCUUUUUACCGAACCAUCAACGGUUUUCAAAUACUUAUCGAAAAAGAAUGGUUAGCGUUUGGACAUCGGUUUUCGCACCGGGCUAAUCACACUAUCUCUUCUCAGAACAGCGGCAUAACUCCAGUCUUUCUUAUCUUUCUGGAUGCUGUUCAUCAGUUAUUGGAGCAGUUUCCUGGUGCUUUUGAAUUUAACGACUUUUUCCUCCGAUUCUUGGCUUACCAUAGCCAAUCAGCUUUCUUCCGCACUUUUCUUUUGGAUUGCGAAUCUGAACGAGUUCAUCUUGAACAGCUGGUCCCAGAAACGGCUGAAGGUCAUCGUGGCUGUAUAUGGCUUUACAUAAAAGAGAAGACGCGUCGUAACACUAUAUUUCACAACCUCUUGUAUUCUCGUGAUGGCCAGAGUGUGCUGCUUCCAGCUAGCUCAGUUGCUGCUCUCGGAAUUUGGGCUUUUUAUUCAGAAGAGACUCUUAGCCAUGGUUCACCUUACGACAUUGACCUUGCGGAAGCCGAGCUAGCGGAAAGGGAAGAGGAACGUUUUGCACAUUCCGGUGAAGGAGUAACCACGGGAAGCACAGCUGCUAGGAUAAUAGAUUCCACUAUCACCAGUCAGGAUCUCAAACGAGAAGACGGAAUAACUUUUCUUUUACAGACCAAUGAUCGCCUCAACCCUCUCGAUAAACCAAGUGCAGGUGGUUGGUUAGCUACUUGGCAGGCUGUAGAAGAGAAAAUGACACUUAAAGAGGAUGAAGACCAGGAGGAAAAAGAAGAGAAACAUGACUGGGAUUGGCAAGUAAGACGAUUGUUGAUGAAAAGGGCAGCUGUACGUUUGUUGCUGAGGGGAGUGACAAGCAGAUCUGCUGCAAAUCAGAAGAAUGUCAGUCGGAACCAUGUCUUCGAGCAUUACGGCGCAAGUGGAGCUCAACCAUCAGAAUGUGCUCUGUGUCGUUUUCCACUUUACGGAACUGUUGUUCGUACAGGCCAGAGAUGUCGUCAGUGUGGAGUGAUAGCGCACGAUAAAUGCAUUGUCAACAUUACUUGGCCGUGCGAUUCCCGUGUAGCAGCAGUUCUACCGCGUACGAUACCGGAGCAGUCGCUUCCACCGACGCCUUCUAAAUCCGUAGAGCCACCGCAAAGUACGGUAGUAAGAAGUGAAACAAUGCUCAGUGACAUAGGAGAAGCUAACAACGGUCGAACGUUGACGAUGGGCCAUGGAGCAGUGUCGUCAUCUCGUGCAGCGCCUCUUCAUCAAGGAUAUUUGAGUAAGAAAGGUGCCAAGUUCAAGCUUUGGGCACCGAGAUGGUUUGAACUUGAGGCGAAUAGUCAUAAGAUGUACUACUACGAGUCAGAGCAUGACAUGGAAUGUCGCGGAUACAUUGAUCUUUGCGAUGUCGGUAGCGUAGAAGUAGAAAACAACGGCAACAAAGCAAUUCUUGAGCUGCGCACGAAAAAACGUGCUUACUCUCUUCUGGCUGAAAGCCGGCUUGUAGCUGAAACGUGGAAGGAAAAAAUUGAGAUGGUUCUGAGGGAGUAAAGAUCUCAAUUAGAUUCGGUGAUUGUUUCAUAAUUCGUCUGCUGAUAUUCAUCUCUGUUUUCCUCUUGUUUGCGAGCUUUUGCUUUGCCGUUUGCCAUCGUGUGCAUCCUUCGACUUUGUUUUUAGACCAAAUACUGUUGAACUGGGUAUCGUGUGAGCCUUUUUGUUCACUUGCCAUUUCUAGGCCACGACUAUCCCGUUCUGAUACGACUUAGUUUGUUGCAUAAUUAUUAGCGCGCCAAAUUGAUCUAGUUCUAGAUGAUGUCGUUAGCAUUUCAAUUUAGAUCUCUCCAACCUGGUGGUAAUUAUACGCAUUUAUAGUAUCUGAUGCAUAUUCCUGUACCAGCAUUUCGGUGCAUUUUGAUGAUGCGCAGAUCAUCCAUGUCUUUGACCGUUUUGUUGUGCGACUUAAUAAUCAUUGUACUGCCGACUUGCCAUCUGUUCAUAACUAGUCACUUACAGGGCUUGAUCAUUACAUGGGUUUUAUUUUUGUUGGAAGUGAACCACGUUCCGUGAAUAUUUAGUGACAAAUAAAUCCUGUCACAACUGCUGUCAAAUGAACAGUUGAACGCA
Messenger RNA from Cylicocyclus nassatus, 6545 nucleotides. NCBI's taxonomy places the organism in Eukaryota, Metazoa, Nematoda, Chromadorea, Rhabditida, Strongylidae. The record is from the annotation of a GenBank genome assembly.